AGUAGACCGACUUGGCCUCGAUCGAUAAUUGUGUAACAGUAACAACCACGGCUUGACAACAGAGGAAUAUUAUACCUCGAGUACGAAGUUCUGACAGGUUGUGGGUUAAUCUCCCGGAAACGUAUUGCACAAUGAGACACGCAAGGACUGUUCGUUUGCUGUUUGACAUGAAGGCAGUCACUGCACCUUGUUGUAGAGGUACUGUGACAGCGACAUCAACCCAGUCGGCUGAGGUCACAAAGUCAACAGGCGGCAACAACUUAUUGGAUAUCCCUGGCCCUGGCGGCAUUUACACUCUCCCGUACAUUGGGAUGCGGCUGAUGUUCAAACCAUUCAGUAAAUACGACCUUCGCCUGCUCAAUGAAAAAAUGGUUGCUUUGAGGGAUGAGUAUGGUCCGAUUGUGCGUAUAAGGCUGCGAAACAUGUGGAGUUUGUACCUCUUUGAUCCUGACGACAUUGAGAAAGUGUUUCGGGCAGACCAGAAAUACCCCGAGCGUGCAAUGCUCCCUCUCCUCACAGUAUAUGAAAAGCGCCAAAACAUACCAUCGAGUCUGUCAAAUACAAAUGGUGAAGAGUGGUAUUCCAUGAGGAGCCCAACUCAAAAAAUCAUGCUUCGUCCCAAAGCAGUGACAAAAUAUGCACCCAAGCUGAGCAAAAUAGCGGACGAUUUUGUGGAGAAAUUGGACGGUAAAGAUCGCCUAGAAAACCUGCCUUUCAAACUGAUGGAAUAUUCUGCUGAAGGUGUGGGAAUGCUGUGCUUUAACACUCGUUUGGGUUGUAUCACUCCAGACAACACUGUUACACCUCUAAUGGCCUACACCAAGGAUUAUCUGGAUCGCCUUGGGAACCAUUUUUACAAAACUAUUCCAUCUUACAUGUUUUUUCGGACCAAGUACUAUAAGGAUUUUGAGAAGUCUGCCAAUUUUUUGUACAGCACUGCAGAUGAACAUAUUAACAAGACACUGAAGCUAGUUCAACAAGCAUCAGAAGAUGGUGUAGAAUAUGAAAGCAACCUCCUUUUCGACCUUCUUUCCACUCCUGGACUGACUACAGGACAAGUUCGUCGCACAAUUACAGAUGUGUUCAUUGGUGGAAUAGAUUCUACGGCCAACUCUAUGACAUUCCUACUAUUCUAUCUCGCCAAACACCAAGAUAAACAGGAACGUCUUUUCAAAGAUCUUUGUGAACAUGUGUUAAAGCGGGGAGAAAUCCAAGAAGACACCAUCAACAAGAUCCCUUACCUGAAAGCAUGCCUCAAGGAAUCUUUUCGAAUGGUGUUCCCCAUCACAGGAGGUACUGUAAGGAUUCUGGACAAGGACAUUACAUUACAGGGAUAUAAUGUCCCCAAGGGGACACCAAUGCAACUGUGCAGUGGGCCAAUAGGGAGAGAUGAAAAGUACUUUCCUGAGCAGGACCAGUUCAUCCCCGAGCGCUGGAUUCGUGGGGAUACCAAGACCGAUGUGAACCCCUUUGCUCACCUUCCAUUUGGAUUUGGACCACGCAAAUGCAUUGGCCAGAGAUUCGCUGAGCAGGAAAUCUAUAUUUGUACUGCUAAGCUCCUGCGGAACUACCGUGUGGUGCUGCCCCCUGGUGUCACAGAAAUUCCCUACUUCUAUAGCAUAUUUGCUACUCCACGUGAGCCUACUAGCUUCAUCCUUGAGAAACGCCAGGACUGAUUUCACUGUGUACAGAAUGAGGCCUUUGUCCCAAUCUUUCCCAACACAACACCAGGAAAUGGACAACAGGAUCAAAGGCCAAUAAUCCAGAGUUUGUUGGUUUCAGGCUCUGGUUGCUCAAAGAUUAGUUAGAGUUAUGCAGUGGUUAGUGAAAAAAUUAAGUUGUUGCCACAGAGAAUACAAGAGCAUUCAAGGCAAAAUUAACAUUCCAAUAUAUCAACCUGACUUCAACAAAUCUACAGCUGCAAAAUGAUAAAAAAAAAUUCUCAAUUUUGUUAAAUUUAUUUGGAAAAUUUUCAUUAAGUGCUGGUUAUCUCCGUCUUUGAACAGUGGGGUCCUGGUAUAUGGUCUUUGUCUCAGUGUUUUGGAGGACUCUCAAGACUAAGAUAAAGACAGUUUAUAAAAGUAGUAAACUGUUUAAAACCUGUAUACGGACCUAAAGAUCCAAAUCGGUCAAAAUUAUUGUUGACUGGGAUGUAUACUAACCAGAAAAUUCAAUAAAUUUGAUAAUUUUUAAUCUUGAAUGAUUUCAAAAGAAUGUUAAGCACAUAUGUAUUCUGACCACCAACAGUGUCUACCAACAGCAGAUAGCACCACUCAAAUCACUGGUCACAAGGUCUCAGUUGUGUAUGUGACACAUGUGUAUAUACUGUUGGAGGUGUUGGAUGUUGAUUACACUGAACAUUCAGUGACAUUGUGACUUGAUAAUGUAUAUAAUUAGCUCCUGGAGAUUUCAUCAUAAAUCAUUUUGUAGUUAUGAUAUACCAAUAUAUAGACUAAGCAUAGAGGAAUUUUCUAUAGGCAAGAAAUUGCAUCAUCCAAGUGUGUAGAAUAGCAGUGCUUGUGUAAAUAUUCUGUUCUGUUAUAAUGACAUAUUAUAAUUAAUCUUUGAUUAUAACACUGCAUUUAUUAAUCAUAAAGACGGGUAUGUAAACAGAGCAUCCUCAAUAUUCCAGGGGUUACCCUCACUAUCCCUCUCGGCAUCCCUGGAACCAUCCUCAACACUCAAGGUUUUACCCUCACUAUCACUCUGUACCCCUGGAACCAUCCUCUAUACUCCAGGUUUUACCCUCACUAUCCCUCUCUGUACCCCUGGAACCAUCCUCGAUACUCCAGGUUUUACCCUCACAAUCCCUCUCUGUACCCCUGGAACCAUCCUCGACACUCCAGGUUUUACCCUCACUAUCACUCUCUGUACCCCUGGAACCAUCCUCGAUACUCCAGGUUUUACCCUCACUAUCACUCUCUGUACCCCUGGAACCAUCCUCGAUACUCCAGGUUUUACCCUCACUAUCCCUCUCUGUACCCCUGGAACCAUCCUCAACACUCAAGGUUUUACCCUCACUAUCUCUCUCGCCAUCCCUGGAACCAUCCUCGAUACUCCAGGUUUUACUCUCUCUAUCCCUCUGUGUACCCAUGGAACCAUCCUCGAUACUCCACGGGUUACACUCUCUAUAGCUCUCUGUACCCCUGGAACCAUCCUCGAUACUCCAGGUUUUUACGCUCUCUGUACCCCUUAAACCAUUCAUGGAAAAUUGAAGGCACAAGUGAAUUAAUUUGAUUGGUUUAGAUCUGGUUGCAGCAGUGAAAAACUGACCAAUCACAGACUGAAACAGUAAUGUGAAGGCCACAAAAGAGCGACGCACAAGUUUGAAGACAAUACAAAAUAGUGUUAUGUGACCAUGUGAUUUGUUUGAUGUAGGAUCAAACUAUUUUCCUUGUCUUAUCCAAAAGAUGCAGCACGUGGAACCUUCAAUUUAGUGAUGAAAUGGUCCAGGGGUGCGGAGAGCGAUAAACCCUGGAAUAUUGAGGAUGUUAGGCAGAGCUAUGUACGUAGUCAUAUUGACAUAGUCCUGAUUAAAACUUACACAGGAUACUCACUUAUUAUAGAGAUUUUUAGUGUUGAUUUUAAUUCUAUGAGAUUAGUUAACAUGUUUUUUUAAUCAGAUUUGUGAGUUAAUUGAUGUUUUCCUGACCCUCUAGAUUUGUAUAUUUUACACCAUUUUUAUGUAUGAAAGAGAUUUUUUAUCAAAUAGGAGUUCUCAUAACAUGUGUUCUCUAUGAAAUAUGAUCACUGAUUUGGCUGUGGUACAGGGUCUGUGUUUUACACAAAAUAAGAUCUGUAAUUUAAGCUGUGGUAAAAGGUCUGUGUUUUACACAAAAUAAGAUCUGUAAUUUAAGCUGUGGUAAAAGGUCUGUGUUUUACACAAAAUAAGAUCUGUAAUUUAAGCUGUGGUGAAAGGUCUGUGUUUUACACAAAAUAAGAUCUGUAAUUUAAGCAUGUAAUUUAAGUUGUGGAACAGAGUGUGUAUGCUUGAGAGAAUGAAAUCUAUCCAACUUCCAGAAUCAUAUAUAUAUACAAUUGUUGGGCUUUGUGUAUGAACCUGAAUCAUACAUACCGUUGUUGGGCUUUGUGUAUGAUCCUGAAUCAUACAUACCGUUGUUGGGCUUUGUGUAUGAUCCUGAAUCAUACAUACCGUUGUUGGGCUUUGUGUAUGAUCCUGAAUCAUACAUACCGUUGUUGGGCUUUGUGUAUGAUCCUGAAUCAUACAUACCGUUGUUGGGCUUUGUGUAUGAUCCUGAAUCAUACAUACCGUUGUUGGGCUUUGUGUAUGAUCCUGAAUCACACAUACCGUUGUUGGGCUUUGUGUAUGAUCCUGAAUCACACAUACCGUUGUUGGGCUUUGUGUAUGAUCCUGAAUCACACAUACCGUUGUUGGGCUUUGUGUAUGAUCCUGAAUCACACAUACCGUUGUUGGGCUUUGUGUAUGAUCCUGAAUCACACAUACCGUUGUUGGGCUUUGUGUAUGAUCCUGAAUCACACAUACCGUUGUUGGGCUUUGUGUAUGAUCCUGAAUCACACAUACCGUUGUUGGGCUUUGUGUAUGAUUAAUGUAUGACUACAAUGCAUGAAAUUGAACACAUUAUAACUGCCACAGUGAAGAAUAGAAAGUGUGAUGUUAGAUUUUAUCCAAAAAUGUUUCCAAUAUAAGUGCAUUGUAUAUGUAUAAUUUGUUGAAUCUACAAUGUUUCAAUUUUGAAUAAUAUUAAUAAAUAACAUGCAUGUGAUUA
Ylistrum balloti is the source of this 4748-nucleotide messenger RNA. Its product is annotated as probable cytochrome P450 49a1. Bases 132 to 1676 code for a protein of 514 amino acids. The transcript is spliced from 10 exons. The record is from RefSeq and is a predicted model, not a curated record. Lineage: Eukaryota; Metazoa; Mollusca; Bivalvia; Pectinida; Pectinidae. Gene Ontology annotation, molecular function: monooxygenase activity; oxidoreductase activity, acting on paired donors, with incorporation or reduction of molecular oxygen; iron ion binding.